Molecule: messenger RNA, 1714 nt
Organism: Siniperca chuatsi (mandarin fish)
Lineage: Eukaryota; Metazoa; Chordata; Actinopteri; Centrarchiformes; Sinipercidae
Product: transmembrane protein 271-like
Exons: 1
Coding region: 535-1326 (263 amino acids)
Source: RefSeq, a predicted model, not a curated record
UAACGUUUAACGACACGUCGCUAUAAACUCUCCAUGGGGCACCUUUAAAGGCCCCGCAGGGGUGUUGCAGUGAUUUGAAGGCCUGUGGGUCAUUGGUCCACAGGACCCUCAAGCAGCCGCCUCCUCCUCCUGCCUCAAAAACGCCACACACCAUUCAAUCCGACGACUUGGCGGACUGCGGAUGAGUCUCUCUCUUCAGCAGGAGGAAAAAAAGGAAAAACUUUUGGUCAGGAGAGUGCUUCGAGAGUCUGAUGGGCGGUUAGGUGAUCUGGCGUAAAGUGAUCUAUGUUUGUGUAUGGAAUAUCGAUAAGUGCAAAAAGGAACGCGUUAUUUGCAUUAGUUAUUUAUAUAUUCAUGUAAAGCGGCGGGGAUGCGAGAGAGACGCCACAGCGGCGAGGAUCGCCCGCUCUGAACCGGAGGAGUCACCGGCAGAUGAUGUCCCAAUGUGAGAGUGCUUCCAGAGGAGACGAAGGAGAGGACGAAGGAGGAUGAAGAAGGGGGGAGAGGGAUCGAGAGCGGCAGAGGUGGAAUAUAAUGAAGUUGAGUGGGAAAGGACUGUGCACCGUCUUCUCCAGCACCCUCCUCUUCGUGUGCGCCCUGAGCGAAGUUGUCGUUGGAUUAAGAUGCGUCUCGUUGGGAUCUACGGUGAAAGCGCAUUUCCACCUCGGCGCCGCGGCCGGGGCUUUCUACUCCGGGCUACUUGUGGGAGUCGGGCAGGUCCUGCUGGGCUCCGCGCUGCUCUUUUGUAUGGAGAAGCCCGGCUGCAGGAAUUUCUUUCUCCUCGGUGUUGUGGUCUUCUUGUUGGGAGUCCUCACCGCCUUCUCCGGCGCCGUGGUGGACGGGGACACGGCUUCUCUGGUGGAGAGGAAAUUUACCCAUUACUGCUUCCACUCUGUGGUUGUGAACCCUGCCUGCGAGCAGCUGAGGGAUUACCAGCGGAGUCUGGUCGUCUCCACUGUUCUCAGCACCUUGGAGUGCGUCCUCGGGCUCAUCAACCUGGUGGUCAUCAAAAGGUACAAAACAGCGCAGUUUUCUAGGAGCCGCCAGUCUCAGAGGCAGCGCGCCGGCGCGAUCAUCUUCAGCGAGGAGCGGGACUGCUCCUCGGCGGAUUUCCAGCCGGUGUCUUACAUCAAUUUAGGUGUUUUUAAUAUGUUUGACGAGACAGGUGCAGAAGUGCAGUGCGGGGGACACCCGUCAAUCGAGCUUCCGGGAUACUCGCCCACGGACCCGGAGCUCAAUCAUUGCUUCCCUUUCUCCUACCCGCUCCCCAGUGAACUGCCGCCCGCAUACGAAGACAUUUUCCCCGCUGAGGCAUGCAACACAUAGCCGCUCUGGAGCAGCUUCCAGCAGCGCUUUCCUCUGCUGUGACAAUCAAUGACUUUGUGCUUAAACAACCCCCCCUCUCCUCCUCCUCCUCCUCUUCCAACACUCCCCCCCCAGCAAAAACCAGUAAGUUACACAUGAGGACAACAGCAGUGGAUUUUAAUUCACCUUCUCAUUCUGAUAUUUUCUUACAUCUGCCUGGUAGCAUAUAUUAUACCUCACCAGUCAGACUGAUGUAGACGAACAGAUCAAAGUGAUACAGGCCCAGACAGUGCAGACAGAUCAAGGCCCAUAAACGCAACAGCUUGCUUGUAUAACAAAAGCAGAGUUUGUGUUUUGAGUGUUUGCUGUUAACAUUUUUACUUGUGAAUAAAAAGUGUAUUUAACCUCA